Molecule: messenger RNA, 615 nt
Organism: Solanum tuberosum (potato)
Lineage: Eukaryota; Viridiplantae; Streptophyta; Magnoliopsida; Solanales; Solanaceae
Product: mitochondrial import inner membrane translocase subunit TIM14-2
Exons: 3
Coding region: 104-442 (112 amino acids)
Biological process (GO): protein import into mitochondrial matrix
Cellular component (GO): PAM complex, Tim23 associated import motor
Molecular function (GO): ATPase activator activity
Source: RefSeq, a predicted model, not a curated record
AAACUUAUAAAUUUGAAAAAAAAAACCCAUCAAUGGAUUCUCAAUUGGUCUAAAUCUCAUCUUCGUUAUAUUCAAGCUCUUAGGUGAAGAACCAUCAGAAAAAAUGGUCGCGCCAUUAGUAGCAGGAAUGGCUAUAGCCGCUGCUGCAUAUGCUUCAAGGUAUGGAGUCCAGGCAUGGCAAGCAUUUAAGGCCAGACCUCCCACUGCGAGAAUGCGCAAGUUUUAUGAAGGAGGUUUUCAGCCUACAAUGAACAGAAGGGAAGCAGCUCUGAUUCUUGGAGUCAGGGAAAGCACUGAAGCAGAUAAAGUGAGGGAAGCACAUAGGAAGGUGAUGGUAGCUAACCAUCCAGAUGCAGGAGGUAGUCACUACCUUGCUUCUAAAAUAAACGAGGCGAAAGACACUUUACUUGGGCAGACAAAGAGCAAUGGAUCCGCGUUCUAGGCUACACGAAAUUUUUGCUGGUGCUUAGACAUUCCAAAUCCAAGAGUCUUUAGGCAAAAAAUUAGACACUAGAACAUUGAGAAUACAUUAUAAUUCUUCUAAAUGAAAAAGAUGUACAAGUUACAACUAGUUUGUUUUAAUUCUAAGCAAGCUUGAGAAGUCGAUUAUAUGAA